AUGAGUAACGAACACGAACCUUUGCUUGGAAACCACACAUCUCAAGAGAAUAUCACUUUGUGGUCUUCGCUGAAAGUUACCAUCUAUUCUUCUUACAUUAAUCUUCUUUUGAUCUUUGUGCCUAUCUCUAUCUUUUAUUCACUUAUUCAUGCAUCGGCUACGGUGGUUUUUACAUUGAACUUUAUUGCUAUCAUUCCAUUGGCUAAACUCUUAGGUUUUGCCACGGAAGAAAUAGCGCUUCGAUCUGGUUCGACCAUUGGCGCCUUAUUGAAUGCUACGUUUGGUAAUGCAGUUGAGCUUAUUUUGGGUGUCGUUGCUUUAAAAGAAGGAUUGAUUCGCGUUGUUCAAGCCUCUGUAUUAGGAUCUAUCUUAUCCAACUUAUUGCUCGUCCUUGGUUUUUGUUUCUUUUUGGGUGGCUUAAACAGAACAGAACAAAAGUUCAAUGUCACAGCUGCACAAACUUCCUGUUCUCUUCUGGCCCUCACUACCUUGUCUUUACUUGUGCCUGCGUCCUUCUCUGCUUCUACACCGGAUGAAGAUACAGUCGAAAGUAUUCUCCAAUUGAGUCGUGGCGUGUCUAUCGUUUUAUUGGUCGUCUAUGUCCUCUAUUUACUCUUUCAGCUCAAGACACAUACAUUCUUGUACGAAGAUGAGGCUGAUGACGAAGAAAUGCCUUCGACCACACUUGCCUUUUCAGUGAUUUCACUGUUGGUCCUUGCUUGUGUUGUUUCUGUUCAUGCUGAAUAUCUUGUUGGCGCUAUUGAAGGCGUUGUUGAAAGUUGGGGCAUCAAUCAAACCUUUGUAGGUAUCAUUUUACUGCCUAUUGUUGGAAAUGCUGCUGAACAUGUGAGUGCUGUCACCUUUGCCAUGAAAGACAAGAUGAAUUUGGGUAUUGGUAUUGCUAUUUCUUCUUCCUUGCAGAUUGGCUUGUUAGUCACACCUGUGCUUGUCAUUGCUGGCUGGGCUAUUCAUCAACCAAUGACUUUGUUCUUUGAAGACUUUGAGACCAUCAUUUUGUUUGCUAGUGUGUUGAUUGUUAACUAUUUGAUUCAAGAUGGUCGAUCUAAUUGGUUAGAAGGUGUCUUGUUAUUGUCUUCUUAUGUGAUUAUCAGUAUGGCAUUUUAUUUAUAUCCAUAA
Gilbertella persicaria is the source of this 1137-nucleotide messenger RNA. RefSeq names its product Sodium/calcium exchanger protein-domain-containing protein. The record is from RefSeq and is a predicted model, not a curated record. The transcript has 11 exons. Gene Ontology annotation, cellular component: fungal-type vacuole membrane. NCBI's taxonomy places the organism in Eukaryota, Fungi, Mucoromycota, Mucoromycetes, Mucorales, Choanephoraceae. Gene Ontology annotation, molecular function: calcium:proton antiporter activity. Gene Ontology annotation, biological process: calcium ion transmembrane transport; intracellular calcium ion homeostasis. Bases 1 to 1137 code for a protein of 378 amino acids.